Molecule: messenger RNA, 1299 nt
Organism: Suillus paluster
Lineage: Eukaryota; Fungi; Basidiomycota; Agaricomycetes; Boletales; Suillaceae
Product: phosphatase 2C-like domain-containing protein
Exons: 4
Coding region: 1-1299 (432 amino acids)
Biological process (GO): protein dephosphorylation
Molecular function (GO): protein serine/threonine phosphatase activity
Source: RefSeq, a predicted model, not a curated record
AUGGUUUACAGCACAGUCAGUCUUCAAGCCGCCACGUCCACCGAAAACCUUCAAGCUCUUGAAGAAGUCAAGGAUUUCUGUACAACAGAUCUCGGACGGGGAGGCAGGGAACGAUGGACGUAUCACUUACUGCCAGAAGCUGCACUCAAUGUCGAGCUGCAUCGCCAGUCUAAUGCGUCCUCUUCAAGAUCCGUAGACAGCGUCACUUUUCAGCCAUGUGCGGCCUACGCCGAUCUCAAUCAAGACCGGUACAGCAUUGAGGAGUGGGAGCUCCCUGGCGGAGUUUGGGAAUUCACGGCAAUCUAUGAUGGUCAUUGCGGCCAUGACACUGUGAACUAUGUCCACAAGCGGCUUCCAUCGAUGGUCAGGAUGUCAUUGCAAGCUCUUCUUCAGAGUGUACCUAUCACAUCCCUGAAGUCGGAAUUGGUCUCGGAGGCACUGUGUAACGCAGUCAGGCAUUUAGACGAGUCUAUUCGUUCUGACCUUUUUGACUUCUUGCCUCACGACCGCCUUACAAAAAUGAGCGACAUUCAACUCGACCAAUAUGUCUCACGACGUUAUUCUGAAUGGAAUGCUAUAUCUUCACGUUGCACUCAAGGCUCAACAGUAAUUUUGGCUUUAUCCGAUCCGCUGAAGAAAAAUUUAUGGAUUCUCAAUCUGGGGGAUUCCAUGGCCGUUCUUGGCAGCCGAUCCUUGUCCGGGAAAUGGUCCGCAAUUAUCGUCAAUUCUGUACAUAAUUGUGACAAUCCCUCGGAAACUCACCGUAUUCGGCGAGAGCAUCCAUCAGAGCAAGCUUGUGUGCGUGACAACAGGGUGGUCGGAUAUCUAGCACCGACCCGAGCGUUAGGGGACACAUGGCUUAAGGUUCCUUCGGUUUACACUCGCCGCGCCUUUGCGCCGCACUUGCAAGAUUGGUUACCUCCACGUCAGGUGGUAGAGUAUGCCAGUCGUAUUCUUACUCCUCCAUAUGUAUCCGACCUCCCUGAAGUCUACCACUACUCCCUCGACAUCUCUAAACAAGAAGUAUUCCUCAUUCUAUCGUCUGAUGGCCUGCAGGACAUGUACGACAGUCACGAUAUUCAAUGGUCGGACCAAGAAAUGGCAGAUCGCUGGGUGGGCUUGGUUGGACGUCACAUGCACUCCACCAAGGAUGUAGACAUGCAAGGCAAUUUAGCGCUCAGGCUCCUCCGGGAUGCCGUUGGCGGAAAUAACACAGAGCUUGUUUCCCGAAAUCUUACCUUGGAAAUGGAAGACAAAUGGAUGGACGAUAUCACGAUUCUAGUGCAACGAUUCCGGUAG